This is a messenger RNA of Myripristis murdjan (pinecone soldierfish), 3387 nucleotides long. RefSeq names its product anoctamin 7 (gene ano7). NCBI's taxonomy places the organism in Eukaryota, Metazoa, Chordata, Actinopteri, Holocentriformes, Holocentridae. Gene Ontology annotation, cellular component: plasma membrane. The transcript is spliced from 24 exons. The record is from RefSeq and is a predicted model, not a curated record. Gene Ontology annotation, biological process: calcium activated phospholipid scrambling; chloride transmembrane transport. The coding region runs from base 44 to 2734 and encodes 896 amino acids. Gene Ontology annotation, molecular function: chloride channel activity; protein dimerization activity.
CGCCACGUCCUCAGGAAAGGGUGGAGGAGGUUGCUGAGGGAAGAUGAGGACACAAGGAGGGAAGGAGGACCGUACCAAUCUCAUCGUCAUGACAACCAACCCCGACCACAACUACGGAAGCAUCAAUGAGAAUCCUCCAGGGCCCCCGAGGGACCGAAAUGUCUUCAGCGAUGGAAAGACUCGAAUCGAUUUCGUGUUGGUGUGGGAGAGUCGCUCGGACCAGAAGGACGAGGAGGGCGGAGCCAACGAGUCCCACAGGAAGUGGAGGGAGGCCUUCCUGUCCAAGCUGCGAGGUGCCGGCAUUCUGCAGGAACUGGUGGAGGUUCAUCAGGCCAAGAGGAACAUCUGCUUUGUUCUCCUCAGCGCUCCGUGGAACGUCCUGUGUUACUACGCCGAGGAGAUCAGCCUCAGAGUCCCACUGCAGGUGGUCAACUCACCAAACACCAACUGGUCGGAGCAGCUUCUGCAGAAACUGUCCAUCCCCAACCCGCUGGCCCAGGACGUCCCCAACCCCCCGGCCGACUACUACACCUGCCAGUUCAGGAACACCAAGCUGGAGAGGUUCCUGGGCAGCAACGACAGAGACACUUUCUUCAAAACCACUCAGAGACACCAGGUGCUGUAUGAGAUCCUGGCCAGGACGCCGUACGGCUCCGUGAGCAGAGGCGAGGUGGGGAUCGACCGCCUGCUGACCGAGAGCGUCUUUACUGCUGCCUACCCGCUGCAUGAGGGUCCGUUCCAGCUGCCCGUCUCCCCCUCCUGUCCCCAGUCUCUGUCUGUCCGACAGAUCCUGUAUGGGUACUGGGCUCAGUGGUCCUGCUGGAGGCGCUACCAGCCUCUGGACCACAUCAGAGAAUACUACGGCGAGAAGAUCGCGCUGUACUUCGCCUGGCUGGGUUUCUAUACUGGCUGGUUGUUACCAUCCUCUGUCGUCGGGACGGUGAUUUUCCUGUUUGGAUUCUGGCUCGUUGCCACUGAUGUACCAGCCAGCGAGCUGUGUGACAGUGGAGGAACCUUCACCAUGUGUCCUCUCUGUAACAUCUGCUCACACUGGAACCUGUCCAGCAUCUGUAUCAUCUACAAGGCAGGCUUGCUGUUUGAUAAUGGAGGGACGGUGUUCUUCAGUGUGUUCAUGUCUCUGUGGGCCGUCACCUUCCUGGAGUACUGGAAGAGGACGUGCUCGGCGCUCGCUCACCGCUGGGACUGCUCCGAGUUCGAGGAGAUCGAGGAGCGUCCUCGGCCAGAGUUCACCGCCAUGGCACCGAUGACCAUGAGGAACCCGGUGACCGGCGCUGAGGAACCCUACUUCCCCGAGAAGCAAAGGUUCAGCAGGAUCCUGACCGGCUGCAUGGUCAUCAUCGUCAUGGUUGCCGUGGUGCUGAUUUUCGUCAUCGCCGUCAUCCUGUACCGCUCCAUCCUCAGCAUCGUCAUCUACAAGACGGCCGAGCACGACUUCUUCAUGUUCUCUGCUGGGCAGAUUGCCAGUCUCACCGGCUCCAUGUUGAACCUGCUGGUCAUCCUCAUGCUGUCCCGGGUUUACAUCUCUCUGGCUCACAUGCUGACCCGCUGGGAAAUGCAUCGGACGCAGACGAAAUAUGAAGACAUGUUCAUCCUCAAAGUCUUCAUCUUCCAGUUUGUCAACUUCUACUCGUCUCCGGUCUACGUCGCCUUCUUCAAGGGCAGGUUUGUCGGUUACCCGGGAAACUACAACAGCCUGUUUGGAAUACGCAACGAAGACUGUGGCUCAGGCGGCUGUCUGAUUGAACUGGCCCAGGAGCUGCUGAUCAUCAUGGUGGGGAAACAGCUGAUAAACAACGCGCAGGAAUUUGUCCUCCCGAAGCUGAAGACCUGGUGGCAGAAGAGGAAGCUGCGUCCACAGCCACAGAAGGGGGAGGAGUCAGGGGAGGAGUCAGGGGAGUUGGGGGAGGCGGGGCAGCUGCCGGGGGAGGCGGGGCUUCCCCCCUGGGAGGCGGACCACCAGCUGCUGGUGUGUGAGGGGCUGUUCAGCGAGUACCUGGAGAUGGUCCUUCAGUUCGGCUUCAUAACGAUCUUCGUGGCGGCGUGUCCGCUCGCCCCGCUCUUCGCUCUCAUCAACAACUGGGUGGAGAUCCGCCUGGACGCCCACAAGUUUGUGACGGAGUACCGCCGCCCGGUGGUGGAGCGGGGGCAGGACAUCGGCAUCUGGCUGCCCAUCCUGCAGUUCAUCUCUCACAUCGCCGUCCUCAGCAACGCCCUCCUCAUAGCGUUCACCUCGGCCUUCGUGCCGCGGCUCUACUACAGCUACACGGCCGACGGCUCCAUGAGCGGCUACAUCAACUUCACCCUCAGCACCUCGCCACGCGACUACAACCAGCAACACACACCCUGCAGGUAUCGCGGCCACAGAGAUGAAAAUGGACGUUUACUGCCAGAGUACUUUCACCUGCUCGCCAUACGACUCGCCUUUGUCUUCAUUUUUGAGCACGUGGUCUUCUUCAUCGGCCGUCUGAUCGACAUGAUGGUGCCCGACGUGCCGGAGGAGGUGGAGAUUAAAGUGAAGAGGGAACACUACAUGGCUAAACAGGCUCUGGCUGAGAACCAGUCUUUAGGGAAAACGGGAAUUCCGGAGGAGGGGCAGGAAACUACCAGUCAACUGCGACAUCGCAGGUCCAGACCGUCGCCGCCGCUCAGCGAGUCCCCGCCCCCUCUGCUGCAGAACAUCCCAGAGGAACCGCCCUUGGCAGACAGCAGCUGACAGAACCUUCCGGAUGCCUGCCUCCAACAUGGCUGCUGGUCGUGUGUGUGACUCCUGCUUUUCACAGCAUCAGACUGACGAGACUCGUUAACCUGCACACACACCAACACACUGAUGGAAAUAAUGUUCUCACCAGUGUGUGUGUGUGUGUGUGUGUGUGCAGUUUAACCAUGGAACGUGUCACGAUACGAAACCUCUGAAGAUCUGAAAGCCACCAAGAUCACCAAUGUCUAUCACAGCUGUUGUUCAGGGUGAGGUCCUGGGACCCCCUGGGGUCCCUGAGGGUCUUCUGGGGUCGUACCUUCAGGUGCACAUGAUCCAGCUCAGCGGCUCGACUCUGCCCUCACCUUCACAUUACCCUCCUCCUCCUCCACACACACACAGUUUGAACUGGAGGCUUCACUCAUGACAAGCAUAAUUUCAAACCCUCUGAAACCAGAUUCACUGGAUUUGUUCUGGUUUCAGAGGAAAAGAAGUUCAGGGGAAAAAAGUUUAUGAGCGAAUUAGCAAAAUACAACCUGACAAUGAAGAAGAAAUGAUUCAAACUGUUAGAAAUACAGUCAGGCCUACAAUAACAUUACAAAAAAAAAAUCCACUAAAGUUUUCCAAUUCAUUUCCAGAGAAUUAGACACAAAAAGUUGAAAAUCAACAAA